Molecule: messenger RNA, 861 nt
Organism: Oxyura jamaicensis (ruddy duck)
Lineage: Eukaryota; Metazoa; Chordata; Aves; Anseriformes; Anatidae
Product: olfactory receptor 14A16-like
Exons: 3
Coding region: 1-861 (286 amino acids)
Biological process (GO): G protein-coupled receptor signaling pathway
Cellular component (GO): membrane
Molecular function (GO): olfactory receptor activity; G protein-coupled receptor activity
Source: RefSeq, a predicted model, not a curated record
AUGAGCCACCUCCUCCUCAGCUGGACCUCCGGAAGAGGAGAGCCUGUGUCCUUCCUGCAAGAAACGCGUCAGCUGCAGCUCCUGCACUUCGGGCUCUUCCGGGGCAUCUACUUGGCUGCACUCCUGGGCAACGGCCUCAUCCUCACAGCCAUAGCCUGCGACCACCGCCUCCACACCCCCAUGUACUUCUUCCUCCUCAACCUGUCUCUCCUUGACCUGGGAGAGUUUUUUCUCCUCACCAUCAUGGCUUGUGACCACUACAUUACCAUCUGCAAACCCCUGCAUUAUGGGACAAUAAUGGACAGCAGAACUUGUGUCAACAUGACAGCAGCUGCCUGGGGCUGUACUAUUCUCUAUGCUGUGCUGCACACCGCCAAUACCUUUACCCCCACCCUAUGCCAAGGCAAUGUCCUGGAGCAGUUCUUCUGUGAUAUUCCCCAGAUCCUCAAGCUCUCCUGCUCUGAUGCCUACCUAAGAGAGGUUCGGCUUCUUGUGGUUAGUUUCUGUAUUGCAUUUGUGUGUUUUGUUUUAAUUCUUUUCUCCUAUGUGCAGAUCUUCAGGGCUGUGCUGAGGAUCCCCUCAGAGCAGGGACGGAACAAAGCCUUUUCCACAUGCCUUCCUCACCUGGCUGUGGUUUCCCUGUUCAUCAGCACUGGCACAUUUACCUACGUAAAGCCUCAUUCCAUGUCCUCUUCAUCCCUGAAUCUUUUGCUGGCAGUUUUGGACUCAGUGAUACCUCCGGUACUGAACCCCAUCAUCUUCAGCAUGAGGAACCAGGAGCUCAAGGAUGCAGUGUCCAAAGUGAUGACUGGGUGUUUUUCAAAAGGAAUAAACUGCCUGUCUUCUGCAUAUCACUCGUAA